CCUGUUUCCCGAACUGUGUGUGUGUGUGUGUGUGUGUGUGUAAGACAGAGAGCGAUGGCAGACCGGCGCGUGUCUCCGGUAAAGAACUUCGUGGCCGGUGGAGUCGGGGGCGCGUGCCUACUGUUCGCCGGACACCCGCUCGAUACCAUCAAGGUUCGACUUCAAACACAGCCCAAAGCCUCGAGUGGUCAGUACGUGCUGUACACAGGAACGUUCGACUGCUUCCGCAAAACUCUGUCCAGAGAGGGAGCCUUGGGUCUGUACAAGGGCAUGGGAGCGCCGCUGGCCGGAGUCGCCCCCAUGAUGGCCGUCAGCUUCUUUGGAUUCGGACUCGGGAAGCAGCUGCUCCAGAGCGACCCGUCUGUCCCCGUCAGCUACACACACACACUCAUGGCUGGAAUGUUAGCCGGAGUUUUCACUACAGUCAUUGUAGCUCCAGGAGAGAGGAUCAAGUGUCUGCUUCAGGUACAGUCCAUCAGUGGAGAGCUGAAAUACGCCGGGCCGAUGGACUGCGCGCUGAAACUCUAUAAACAACACGGAAUUCGCAGUGUGUACAAGGGAACCAUCCUCACUCUCAUCAGAGAUGUUCCUUCUUCUGGUCUCUACUUUUUAACGUACGAGUACCUGAAAGCCGUCCUGACUCCUGAGGGCGAGACUGUGGACCGACUCAGCACUCCCAGGAUUCUUUUUGCUGGAGGAACUGCUGGAAUCGUGAACUGGGCCGUCGCUCUUCCACCUGAUGUCCUCAAGUCCAAUUUCCAGACAGCUGCUGAUGGACGUUACUCAGGUGUAGUGGAUGUUUUGCGGACGCUGCUGAGAGAGGAAGGAGCCCGAGCGCUGUAUAAAGGCCUGAGUGCCGUCAUGCUGCGAGCGUUUCCUGCUAAUGCGGCUUGUUUUUUGGGAUUUGAAAUGGCUCUUAAGUGUUUAAACUGGCUUGUUCCAAACUGGUGACCUCUACACGACCUCAGGCUGGUGCUGGUCUUCAGGCUGAUGAGGAAUUCUGACCCGGCUCUGUUUACAAACCAACAAACCGAGAUGAGAUCAUUGUGCUGAAAUACCAUCCAUCCAUCCAGGAACUGUGGAGGCCAGUGGUGACCGUCGUAUUUAUUCCCAUUUUGUACACCUGGUCAACAUUCUCACACACACACACACACACACACACACAUUCACACACUACUGGCAAUUUGAGAAUGCCAAGUAGCACAAUCUGCAUGUCUUUAGACAGUGGGAGGAAACUGGAGUACCCAGAGGAAGCCCCCCAAGCACGGGGAGAACAUGCAAACUCCAUGCACACAGACCCCAAGGUGGGAAUCGACCCCAGGACCUGGAGGUGUGACUGUGCUAACCAGGGUUAAGCAACCGUGCUGCCUUAUUGAAAUACAUAACACAACUCAAUUUUAUUCAGUUCAAUUUUAUUUCUUUAGCGCUUUUAACAGCAGUCAUUGUCACAAAGCAGCUUUACACAAUCAAACUAAAUUACGAAAGUGUGUAUGAGGUGUGAGUGUGUGUGUGAAUCAGAAUGAUCAGAUCGUCCCUGAUGAAUGAGCCGAGUGUGAAGGUGCUGAGGGAAAAACUCCCUGAGAUGGUAAUAGGAAGAAACCUUGAGAGGAACCAGACUCAACAGGGAACCCAUCCUCAUCUGGGUGAAACAGAAAGCAGGGAUUGAUCUGCACUCAUGAAACAGAACACAAACUUCCGCUCUGCUCGCUUUUCAUUAUAGUGAUGUUAUUAUUUUUUUUUAUUUAAAUGUAAAAUCACACUUGUCGUUUUUUGUUUUUUUUUUUUUU
Molecule: messenger RNA, 1787 nt
Organism: Clarias gariepinus (North African catfish)
Lineage: Eukaryota; Metazoa; Chordata; Actinopteri; Siluriformes; Clariidae
Product: mitochondrial carnitine/acylcarnitine carrier protein
Exons: 9
Coding region: 55-951 (298 amino acids)
Biological process (GO): mitochondrial transport; carnitine transmembrane transport
Cellular component (GO): mitochondrial envelope
Molecular function (GO): O-acyl-L-carnitine transmembrane transporter activity
Source: RefSeq, a predicted model, not a curated record